This is a messenger RNA of Paramecium octaurelia, 1015 nucleotides long. The record is from the annotation of a GenBank genome assembly. NCBI's taxonomy places the organism in Eukaryota, Ciliophora, Oligohymenophorea, Peniculida, Parameciidae.
UAUGUUUGGACUCAUAAUCUUUGCAAACAAUAUCAACUCUUUUUAAAAAAUGAUGGAAAAAUACAAUUUAAAUGAUCUUAAACAAUUUAAGUAUAAGGUGAGCAUCAAUAAAUUUAUGGAAUAAAAAUAAGUACCAUCUGAAUUACAGGAAAUAAUCAGGUAAUAUCUCAAUGAAUACUGGCAUCAAUAGGGACUUAGGGAUUAGGAGCAGGAAAUGUUGGUAUUUUAAAUGUUGGCUCCAGAAUAAAAUUAAGAACUUAUGUAUUAAUCUUAUGGCUAAUUCCUAUAAACAACAUUCUUCUCAAAGUAUUUUUCAAAGCCUUUCUUAAAAGAUCUAUCAGAAAAAAUUACAGAAGUUAAUUAUUCAACUGGAAAUGUCAUAAUUGAAGCAGGGGAUUCUAAUGAUGAUUAAAGCUUUGAUUUUAUACAAAGUGGGAAUGUAAUUAUAAAAUGUGGUAAUUCAGAAGUUGUCAAAAAGAAAUAGGUAUAGGGAGACAGCUUUGGUGAAUAUGGCUUUAUGACCGGUAUUGAAUUAAUUUAUCUAACAUAAUAGGAUAAGCAAGGACAGCCACAACCUAUUCUUAAAUAAUACAGCUAACUACAUAAAAUAUCUAGAAGUGACUUCUUAGAGGUCUUAAAACAUUACCCUGAUGAUUAUGAAAUAUUCUGUAGUUUGAGAGAUGAACUCAUUUUUUCAUAACAUUUUCAAUCACUUGGGUAAUUUUGUUGGACUUGUCAGAAAUUUGAUCAUUAUGCAUCCUCUUGUCCUUUUACACAUUACAUACCUUAAGUUUAGAAUUUGGUUGACAAUGCUACAGUUUUGGGUUAAGCAUAAAAAAGAAUCCGACUAGAACGAUUUGAUAGAAAACAUUGGCCAACUAGAAAAAAUUAAAAGAUUUUAGUGAACGGUUUGAAUAACUCUAAAAUUUAGAAAUUUGCUAAUGUUACUUUUCAAUUUAAUUUGGUUAGUUGAAAUCUGCAAAAAAUAUUAAUUUUUAAAAAUAAUCUGCUCAGA